UUAUUUGUAUUUAAAAAAGUAUGAAAUCAACAAUGACAUUAAUUUUUCAUUAAAACUUUUAAUUCCCUAUAAUGUAGAUUACAUCCAAGUUUGAUUUCUGCCAUGUACCAGUGUGUUUUAUGAUUUUCAAAUUUAACAUCGAAGACAUCGUAAUGCAACCUGUAUAUAUAUGAGAAGACGUUCAAAGAGAAGUGUAGGCAACCUUCACUGUGCUAGCAUGGUUGAUCUAGGAACCCCUAACUUGAGUAUGCUCAGUGUAUCUGGGAGAAAAUAUAAGGGCUGACAUACUAUUAAAAAUGUGGGAAAACCCAAAAGACAAAAACGAUGAAAAAUACGGCAGUUUACGUAAUAUACUUAAAAAUUUCGAUCCCUACGCCGUGUUGGAACCUUUGACACCACAAGGGAUACCAAAAGAAAAUAUUCUUGUUGAUUUGUCAGUAAAAAGUGCUAAUAAUGAUUCCAAUCUUGAAUUAUCCGGUUCCCUUUUAGAUAAAAGUACUAAAUCAGAUUUCGAAGUAAUAGAUGUCUUCCAAAAUCUAUACGUAACACCUCAACAUGUUACUAACAAAAACAUCAAUGAUAAUAAAGAUUGGAUAAAAGCAUUUGAUAUUGAACAUAAAAAUAUUGAAAUCGAUAUGAAAAAAGAAUUAGAAAAUAUAUUUACUGUUAAAAAAACAAAAUUGAACGCUACUCUCACAAGAUUAUCUGACGAUGAGUUUGACGUAGAUGAAAUUGAUGAAGUAUUAAGAAUAAAGAGAAUUAAAAAGUUAAUAAAAACACAACAGAAUGCGAGUAGUUCAAAUUUUGAAUCGCGAAGCAAUAAUACUGGAACGACACAAAAUACAUAUAUAAAAACGAAUAAUUUACAAGACAAUAUAAUAAUUAAAAUAGAUAAACAAGAAAAUAUAAGAACUAUUAAUAAUAUUGUUAAAAAGAAACUCAAUAACUUUGACAUAAAGACUGUUAAAUUGGAUAAAAAGAAAUUACAGAAAAAGAUAGUGUUGCCAGAUGAUGUCAAACGUAAUUAUACCAAAGGACCAGAUUUGUUGGAGAAAUCAAUUGCAUUACCUUCAAUGAUUGAAAGAAUUAAAGAAAGACAACAAAUGAUAAAUAAUGAGAAAUGUUUAAGACAUAGAUUAGUUUUAGAACCAGAUAAUUUGAUUAUUAGCAAUGAUAAAACAUUAUAUAAAUUCAAUCCAGAAGCAUUAACUGAGGAUUGUAAUAAGGAAAGACUUACAGCAUUACACGGAGGAAGAGCUUUUGAAAGAUUCGUAACAGGCGAGAAAUAACACAAAUGCAAAAGGAAGCUUUAAAGCAUGAAUAAAUACUAUUUUUUUGUUUUGGUGGCAACAAAUGGGUCUAAUGGUAGCUGAUUGAUGUCUUUGCUAAACCAUAUGAAGCAAUAGCCAAGGGUACAAAUCACACAGUUGAGAGUUCGAAAUCCACCAUUAGACUAUUGGAAACCAUAGCACAAGCUCUAUACUUAGUUGAAUAAUACAAGAAUUAGUAAAUUAACAAAAAUCCGCUAAUGUUUAUAAAAAAACACCAGAAGAACUGCAGAUACUGCUGCUGGUCUAUUAAGGGGCCUCAAAGACGACGGAAAAUAUGAGGAUAGAAAGAGCGAUUGAAUUAUAUUAUAAAAUAAAAUAUAAUAAAGACAUAAUGAAAAUAUAAAAUAGAAUUAUGAAAUGAAGAGAUAAGCACGCACUGUUAGAAGAUAUAUUUACAACUGACAAAAAUGAGACAAAAAAGGAAGCAAAAAUAUAACAUGUUUUAAAUACAAAAAUAUAAAAAUUAUGAUUAAAAAACGUGUAAAAAUGUUCCGUAUCUGUCGGCAACAGGCCUCUUUUAUUGAAGGAACCUAAGUCGUGACUAUUAGGAAUAUUCGCCAGUUCCAAGUAAACUAAAACCACGACAUUAUGAAAUACCAACCGAGAAUGAAAUAUGGUGCUUUGUUGAUUCCUACAAUGACUGAACUCAAUGUUAGGAAUCGAACUAAACAAUUGAAAUCUUCCUCUUUAAUACGUUACAAAGCGCAAAGGUUAGAAAAUCACGGGAAAUUUAAGGAAAGACGAAUGUAAAUUGUAAUGGGAUGUAUAAAGAGAUGUGUAAAAAUGUAUAAAGAGGAAGCUCCUAGGCCCAAAGAAAAUUUGCUUUUACUAGAAAGUCUAAAAUAAUGAAUUGGUUAUGAUAUAUAUACAAAUAGUAUUAGAAAUUGAGUUUAAUGUACUACGUAAUUUUGAUAUCAACUAUAACAAUAAGUAUAUUAGUAGUAAAUAAAAUCUUAAUGAAUUUUAA
Papilio xuthus (Asian swallowtail) is the source of this 2298-nucleotide messenger RNA. RefSeq lists its product as uncharacterized. The transcript is spliced from 2 exons. Lineage: Eukaryota; Metazoa; Arthropoda; Insecta; Lepidoptera; Papilionidae. Bases 297 to 1289 code for a protein of 330 amino acids. The record is from RefSeq and is a predicted model, not a curated record.